Symbiodinium natans is the source of this 1233-nucleotide messenger RNA. The record is from the annotation of a GenBank genome assembly. Lineage: Eukaryota; Dinophyceae; Suessiales; Symbiodiniaceae.
AUGGGCUACUGGGGUCUGGGUGUCUCAGCGAAGUUUUUUGCGGUGGUCAUGGCGCUGUUCAGAGCGCCCUUGCCUGGGGCAGCGCAACCGGUGGUGGCGGCUCGGCAGGAGUUCGGCGAGCAUGUGCACGGUGCCAUUAUCACUUUUCGAGGUCCGGUCCGCGUAUUGCCCACUUUGCGUCUGCGGUCGCAGACGCCGCCACGCUUCAAGAGUGUCACCCGUCCCUGCGGCAAUGCGGAAGGGUCACCGUUUGUGACGCCGCGACGCGCCAAAGGCCAUGCUGCAGCGAGGGCUGCCAGCCUGGCUUCCCUGACCCCGAUGAAGGUGGUCAAGCCCGGACCGGCGGAAGCGCCUCCCUUGCCGAUGCUUCUGGGAGGGGAGGAUGCCUGCAAACUUGCAGUUCAGCCGUCCAAAGCUAAGGUUCCGGAGACCACAGCCAAUGAUGAGUAUGUGGCGGCCCUCAAACGUGAGUUCCAUGCAACCCUGGCACGCACCCUGGACAAGGCAUCAGAGGAGAAGGCCGAGCUGCAGCAGGAACUUGCAAGCGCAGCGGCGGCUUCUCAGGAGCACUUGCAGAAGCUGGUUGACACCCAGGCCGAAAUGUCGGAGCUCAAAGAAGCCGUCAUGAGGCUUGAGGCAGCUGCCAGGUGCUGGGAGGCGGAGAAGGCCGAGCUGCAGAAAGAACUCGUCAUCGCAGCAGCGGCUUCUCAGGAGUACUUGCAGAAGCUGGUCCUGAACCAGGCCGAAUUGACAGAGCUCAAAGAAGCGGUCAUGAGGCUCGAGGCACGGCAUCUGGACAAGACAGCCGCUGAAGAAAGCUGUUGGGCAGCCGAGAAGGCCGAGCUGCAGGGAGAUCUCGCAAGAGCAGCAGCAGCUGCUCAGGAGUAUUUGAAGGAGUUGGCUGGCAACCAGGCCGACAUUGCGGAGCUGAAAGAAGUCGUCUUGAGGCUUCAGGCAGGGUUUCAGGACAAGACAGCUCAAGAGAGCUGUUGGGCAGCCGAGAAGGCCCAGCUGCAGCAAGAUCUCGCAAGCGCAGCCGCAGCUUCCCAGGAGUGCUCACAGGAGUUGGCCCGCAACGAGGCCAAGGUGGCGGAGCUGCAAGAGGCAGUCGCCAGCCUUCAGGCCUAUGUGAAGGAGCAGGACGUCGCCCUGCUGAGCAUGCAUUACGAGCUCUACGAAUUCAAGGCGCAGGUCCACGGGGCGGCCAAGAAGGACUCCAACCGCGACGUGUGA